UAGCCAUUUGGCUAUCCUAAAGCCUCUGCGGCUUUCUAAAUGGGAUCGCGGACUGGAGGGUGUGCCUAGCGUCAUAGGCACUCCCCUAUCCCAUAAUUUAAACCACACGAUCACAUGAACGAUUGUGUGAUUUCAAAUUUUUCAUAUUUUGUUUACAUCGGAACUUUGUUUCAAUGUAGACAAAUAAGUCCAGGCGGGAAGGGGUUAAACACAUGGUUAAAGACAGCAUCAGAACAGCAAUACACCAGCUAGCUGAACACAUCUUGUAAGCCAAUGACAGGAGGUAUGUGUGUAGCCUCCAUUCACCAGCUAGCUCUUGCUAGUGCCCUGAACUUACCUAAGUAUGCUAUUCCACAAAGGAUACCAAGGGGUGAAUUAAAUUAAAGUGUCUAUUAAAAUGCCAUGCUCUAUUUGAAUUAUGAAAGUUUCAUUUUAACUUCACACCCCUUUAAGAAAUGUACACAGAUUUGACAGCAGUUCCAAGCCCAUCCCAAUACUAUAAAUAUACACACUCUAGAUAAAGUCUAAUAUAAGAAGCCAAAAUAUUUGUCCGACUUGGUUAUAGGAUGACUAUGUUGAUUAGAUUUUCACCUAAUGCGCCAAUGACAAAUGGAGUUAGGACAUCUGAAAAUGGAUUUGGGACCCUCCUCGCCUAUGAGGCAUCAGACAGAUAUUGCUGCACACAGGGAUUGUGCCUACUACGUGGACUAGAAACACUGGAAAGCAGGAAGUUACAAAACAUUUGUGGUUACAAACAUUUAUGCAAAUCUGCAUUUGGAUAACCGUACAUGUAUAAUUGUAACGUGUAACCCAUGAUGGAAUGUGGCAGGUGCAGCCCGAUUUAGAAACGCAUAAGGACUUUCAUGUAGUGAAUAAGAAACAUUGCAGAUCGCAACUCUAAGUGUUACUGUUUCCGAUUUCUUCAUCAACUUAAUUUGGCAGUGGGUGCUAUAAGCAGGAGAAAUGUCUGCUCUCAUAUCAGAAAACUUGAAAUUCUUCGCCCUGUUUUUCAGAAGUCGUGAUGUUAUGAUAUUUAAUGGGCUGAUUGCACUGGGAACAGUGGGAGGCCAAGAGUUAUUUUCUGUAGUGGCGUUUCACUGCCCUUGUUCUCCAAAAAGAAACUAUCUGUAUGGACUUGCUGCCAUUGGCAUCCCAGCUCUUGUGCUAUUUCUAAUUGGCAUAAUACUAAAUAACCACACAUGGAAUAUGGUGGCAGAAUGUCGAACAAGGGCGCUAAAGAACUGCUCUGUGCCAGCUACAUUCUUGCUUUUUGGAUCCAUUGCAGGCCGAGCAGCAGUGGCUCCUAUCACAUGGUCUGUGAUCUCACUGCUCCGUGGUGAAGCCUAUGUGUGCUGCAUGAGUGAGUUCCUGAAAGUCACCUCAUUUCAUAACUUCCCGCUUGGGUAUGGACCUGAUACUAUGGCUCGAUUCCCUUGCAAAGAUACGCCAGCAGAAGUCAUCGCCUUUAAAGAAGAAGUGAUAAGAAGACUAAAGUAUGAAUCUCAGUUCCUUGGUUGGCUGCUUAUUGGUGUAGUUGCUUCAUCAAUUUUCUUACUGAAAUGCAUCCAUCAUUGCUGUUCACCUUUAAGCUAUCAGCAGGACGCAUAUUGGAAUCAGUAUCGCUCUUGCGAAAAAGAUCUGUUCAAUCGCACAGCUGAAGUCCAUGCAAAGAUUCUCGCUGCCAAUAAUGUGAAACAGUUUUUUGGUUUUGUCUCAUUGGAUAAAGAAGAUAAGGAAAUGGUGACUGAGUUCAAAGUAGAUGAAGUGCAACCAAGUCCAUUGUGGAACGAGAUAACAGGAGUUUAUUUAUACCGGGAAAAUAAAGGAUACCCAUUGUAUAGCCGCCUUCAUAAAUGGGCUAAAAAAAUUAUUGGUAUAGAUAAAGAUGAAGAUAAAAAUAAAGAUUAUCCAAUAAAAGAAACCUCACUUCUUACAGUUUAAAAUGUACCAGACGGGUAUUGUGUUUCACGCUAGCGAACACCUAGAGCAGACAUCCUCAAAUUUGUCCCUCUUGAGGUUUUGGAACUACAUUUCCCAUGAUGCUCAGUCAGCAUAUCAGCUGGCUGAGCUUCAUGGGAAAUGUAGUUCCGAAACCUCUGGAGGGCCAAGUUUGAGGAUGUCUGACCUAGAGUAUAUGGAAUAUUUUGAACAGCAGGGUACAAAAUAUAAAAACUAUGGAUACAUUUAUUUAUAGUAACAGUGUUUGGAAGGAGAAAAUGCUUUAAUGGAAUUAUAUUGACUGUUAACCUAAUUCUGCACAACUGAGAUAGACAAGAUGCAAUUACUCCCAUUUACUGGAAUUUUUUCAAUUUGCAACAGCAAUCGCCAAGCACUAAUGAUUACAGAAUAAUGCUAAAGUACCAUCCUAAUGCAUCUUUGUUCACAAGCCAAACAUACACCUUUGUGCCUUGCUAACAUCUUGUUUUAUUAUUUGUGUAUUCUUUGUUAUCUGCAACAGGAACCAUGUGCAUUGCAACAAAAUACAGAACAGAAACCAAAAAAACCUUAUGGCUGUUGACAUUUUUUAUUAAAUUUUAAAAUAGCAUUUACCCAAAUAAUCUUAAAGGGAUAUCUGACAGACUGAAAGUCAGACAGACAGACAGUAGGGUUGCCAGCUGUGCUCCAUAAAAAUACCGGAAGACCUAAGGGGGACUGGACACGGAACCUAGCUGGGUUCACACAAUGUCCCCACAAAAGCUCAACCUUAGGCCCCACCCUUGAUCCCAACACAUAUAUUUUUCACCCCUUGGUUGCCAGUAGCACAUGUACGUAGUAGUGAUGUGACCGCUUUGGCUGAAAGUAUACACCCAGCACUGAUUGAACACGCCCAUGGUUGUCUGUAACACAUAUAAUAGUAACUGUUUUUGAGCCAUAUUUCUAAUGCAUAAAGGCCUAGAAGGCCCUUUACAUUUAGCUGACAGGGGUCUUAAAAUGUCCACUAUUUUAGUACAGAUUGUAUUGGACAGCCUGCUGAAAUACUGGACACCCUAUUUGUAUGGUUCAGAUCAACUAUAAUUAAUAUAAAAUUGAUACAGACAUAAAGGCUAUAAAUGUGGGGACUCUACUAUUAAAUAAUGACAGACCUAGCACCUGCAGUUUCCUAGCUAUACUGCACAAUUACAUAUGCUAAUUAGUAUGGCUGGUAACCUCAGAGGUAAUCACAUGACAUGAUCCUGAGGCUCAGCCAUAGCUCUGUAGAUAUUACCAGACCAAUGCUGUUCAUGUCAUUUUAAUAAUCUAUCCCCAACAUAUAAGCACUGGAUACUCAGGAUUUAUAAUGAGAGUUUUGUUAGAACCUAAAGGGACAGUAAACACCUUGCAAAGAUAUUUCUGUUACCGUCCUACAGAAUAACAUAUUAGCCAAGUGUAAACAUUUGUUUAACAAAAUAAAAUCCUGUUUACUGCAA
This is a messenger RNA of Bombina bombina (fire-bellied toad), 3407 nucleotides long. RefSeq names its product calcium homeostasis modulator protein 2-like. The transcript has 4 exons. Lineage: Eukaryota; Metazoa; Chordata; Amphibia; Anura; Bombinatoridae. The coding region runs from base 964 to 1941 and encodes 325 amino acids. Gene Ontology annotation, molecular function: monoatomic cation channel activity. The record is from RefSeq and is a predicted model, not a curated record.